Gallus gallus (chicken) is the source of this 1881-nucleotide messenger RNA. Its product is annotated as coiled-coil domain-containing protein 81-like. Bases 112 to 1881 code for a protein of 589 amino acids. Gene Ontology annotation, cellular component: centrosome. NCBI's taxonomy places the organism in Eukaryota, Metazoa, Chordata, Aves, Galliformes, Phasianidae. The record is from RefSeq and is a predicted model, not a curated record. The transcript is spliced from 13 exons.
GCGGCCGUUGCCGUGAGGCGCGCGGGCCGGGAGCGGCGCGGGGCUGCGGCCGUGCGGAGCCCCGUGUGCGGGGGGGCGGGGGAGGUGUGGGCGCGAGGGGGCCCCGGGCCGAUGGCAGCCGGCACAGCCCCACGGCUGAAGCGGCUGCUUACAAAGGCAGGGCGGCCGUGUGCGCUGCGGGAGCCCGAAAUGGACUGUGAGGGGCCCAACCGGGCCAGCCCGGGCCGGCAGGCUGCAGCGCGGCCGGGUGAGGCUCAGAGCUGGCAGGCCUCUGCCCCCUCCGCUGAGGGUUCGUGCGGCGGAGCUUCUGCCCGGAGGGGCCACAUCCGGCACGGCAGGAUUCGGCUGGCUGUGGGGAGAAAAGCAAGAGGAGAAAGAGGGCACCGGGUGUUGGUGUUCCCCCGGACUGCCACGUGGAUCGGUUCAUUCAGUGGCAUCAAGGCUGGACCUGCUUGCAGCGGCUUUGGACACCUCGCCCACGGGAUGGAUGCAUUGCUGUACAACUCCCCAGUGGCCGGGAGAGCUUCUCCAGAUGCUCAUUGCCAACGGGGCUCCCCCGUGAGUGCGGAUCUGGGUGAUGAGAUUGUGGCGAUCUGGGAUGCUGUGUCUGAUUACAUCCUGGAACAGAUGAAGCUGGACAAGGGAGUCCUGGUCCCGGGACUCGGGCUCUUUGCUGCGGUCCGAGAGCAAUUCCACAGCAAAGAAGUGGCGGUGUCGGUCCGAAGACCUGUCUUCCAGCUGGACAUCGGGGUGCUGUGGCUGCAGGACCUCCAGUCGCCCACCGACAUCAUCCCCGACGAUGUCAAGAUUGAGCGGCUGAACUACCGGCAGCUCUCGCGAGCCACCGGCAUCUCGCUGCACGUGGUGCAGCGCUGCGUGCGAGAGACCGUCCUCUUGUACUGUCACCUCCUGAGGAACAAGGCGCACGUCUCAUUCGCCUUCAAGAACAUCGGCGUUAUGACGUACGAGGACGACUUCCUCUGCAUGAGGUUCUUGUCCAGCUGCAUUACAACGCUGGAGAGCAAUGCCAGCCUGACUGCACUGCUCCACACUAGAAUUUGGCCGGCCCGUUCUGCUGACUUCGGGUCAGAGACCUACCGCUCAUGGGAUCCAGGUGUUGCCGAGCUCGCUGUGAAAAAGAGCAGAGCAGAGGCCGCCGCAGAAAGGAACGCUGCAGUGGCGCGGAAGAUGAGUAGAGGGGGCACUGCCGGCAGGCUGCUACAGAAGCGGAAGACACUUCCCCCCUCCAUGCUGCUGCAAUACCAGGCAGGCUCAAGGCAGCAAGAUGUGGCAAAGAAGCCUUCUGCCAGCGUGCUCCCGCCGUGUGCAGGCAGCUCCCACGGGAGAAAGCAAGCAGGACAGAAGGAACCAUCUACUCCUGCCCAGACCAGCACUGCACUCCCUGCGACAGAGGACUCUAAGAGAGUGCUGCAGGAGCUCCGGGAAGUGUCUGCCCUGUGGAAUGAAGCAGACCGCACGUGGCCCGUGUACCAGCAGCAGCGGUUUGCCAGUGCGAGCGUGUGGGCUCCGCGUCCUCCAGCCCAGCCCCGGGGACAGCAAGUGAGGAGGAGGUGGAGGAAGGAUGUGGAUCCUCCGCCGGGAAGUAAAAUGGGAACAGCGACCAAGCUGGCACUGCAUGCCGACCUCCUCUCCCCGCGAGCAGCUCAGGUGCUCCAAAGGUUGGAGCCCCACCUCCAUCAGCAAGAGGCUUUUGCUGACACCGCGGAAAGAAACCGGCAGAAGCUGGAGCUGAAGCGGCAGCUCCCCUGUGCUCGAUGCUCGUACCGCUCCAGAGGGGAAGGUGCUGGCAACAGUGCUGGAGCUGUCGGCAAGGGGGCUGGGAAGCUGUCCGGAUUUCCACCUGUGAAUGGCAAAUCGUAG